Spodoptera litura is the source of this 2972-nucleotide messenger RNA. It is a transcript of the gene Hsc70-5, whose product is annotated as Heat shock protein 70 cognate 5. The record is from RefSeq and is a predicted model, not a curated record. Gene Ontology annotation, molecular function: ATP binding; ATP-dependent protein folding chaperone. Lineage: Eukaryota; Metazoa; Arthropoda; Insecta; Lepidoptera; Noctuidae. Gene Ontology annotation, biological process: protein folding.
UGUUGGCAAGUUUUAUUCUUCGAGGUGUGCUAGAAAAAAAAGUCAAAAUCGUUCUUUCAAGAAGUUGCGUCACCCACAUGUUCUGUUUGAAGUGAAAUAAAGCCUGCAAAUAAAUUAAAUAGUUGAUAAUAUUGUCGCAAAAAUGUUGACCGCUACGCGGGUGAUUAGCCGCAAGGCUUUGGAGUGCUCCGGCUUUAGUUCAGACAUUUACACACAGAGGAAUUUCUCGUCAAUCCUCAGAAACACCGCAGCCCCCACUGUGCCUAUUUACCAGCAACAUGCUAUCCAGUACAGGAACAAGUCAGAGGGAGUCCGCGGUGCCGUCAUCGGUAUUGACUUGGGCACCACCAACUCCUGUGUCGCAGUCAUGGAGGGCAAGACACCUAAGGUGGUUGAAAACAGCGAAGGUUCACGCACGACCCCAUCCCACGUCGCAUUCAGCAAAGAUGGCGAGCGUCUCGUCGGUAUGCCGGCUAAACGCCAAGCUGUUACGAACAGCGGCAACACUUUUUACGCCACCAAGAGGCUGAUCGGAAGACGCUUUGAUGAUCCUGAAGUCCAGAAAGAUAUGAAGAAUCUGUCCUACAAGGUCGUCCGCGCUUCCAAUGGUGAUGCUUGGGUGCAGGGUAGCGACGGCAAAGUAUAUUCCCCGUCCCAAAUCGGUGCUUUCGUGCUGAUAAAGAUGAAGGAGACCGCCGAAGCUUACCUGAACACCUCUGUGAAGAACGCAGUCAUCACCGUACCGGCUUACUUCAACGACUCCCAGCGACAGGCUACCAAGGAUGCAGGUCAAAUUUCUGGUUUGAAUGUGUUGAGAGUGAUCAACGAACCGACCGCUGCCGCCCUCGCCUACGGCAUGGACAAGACUGAUGAUAAGAUCAUUGCCGUAUACGACUUGGGCGGUGGUACCUUCGAUAUCUCAGUGCUGGAGAUCCAGAAAGGAGUGUUCGAGGUGAAGAGUACCAAUGGAGACACACUCCUCGGAGGCGAGGACUUCGACAACGUUAUUGUCAACUUCCUUGUCGAUGAAUUCAAGCGUGAUCAAGGCAUUGACAUCCGCAAGGACGCGAUGGCCAUGCAGAGAUUGAAGGAAGCCGCUGAGAAGGCCAAGAUCGAGCUCUCCGGGUCUCUGCAGACGGACAUCAACCUGCCAUACCUUACCAUGGACGCUUCCGGACCUAAACACAUGAACCUUAAGAUGACCCGUUCAAAACUGGAAUCCCUGGUAGGUGACCUGAUCAAGCGCACCGUGGCUCCGUGCCAGCGCGCCCUGCAGGACGCGGAGGUCCAACGCGCCGACAUCGGAGAGGUGUUGCUCGUUGGAGGCAUGACUCGUAUGCCUAAGGUGCAAUCAACAGUCCAAGAGAUCUUCGGUCGCGCUCCAUCGCGCGCGGUGAACCCCGACGAGGCGGUCGCGGUGGGCGCCGCCGUGCAGGGCGGAGUCCUAGCCGGUGACGUCACGGACAUCCUUCUACUCGACGUUACUCCUCUUUCCCUGGGUAUCGAGACCCUCGGCGGAGUGUUCACUAAGCUAAUCACAAGAAAUACUACUAUCCCUACGAAGAAGAGUCAAGUGUUCUCUACAGCUGCCGACGGCCAAACACAAGUAGAAAUCAAAGUGCACCAAGGCGAGCGCGAGAUGGCGGCGGACAACAAGUUGCUCGGACAGUUCUCCCUCGUCGGCAUCCCGCCCGCGCCGCGCGGCGUGCCGCAGAUCGAGGUCACCUUCGACAUCGACGCCAACGGCAUCGUGCACGUCUCCGCCAGGGACAAGGGCACGGGCAAGGAGCAACAAAUCGUUAUCCAAUCCUCGGGCGGUCUAUCGAAGGACGAGAUCGAGAACAUGGUGAAGGCGGCGGAACAAUUUGCGGCGACGGACAAGCAACGUCGCGAGCGAGUCGAAGUCUCCAACCAGGCCGAGGGAGUGCUGCACGAUACUGAGACCAAGAUGGACGAGUACAAGAGCCAGUUGCCACAGGACGAGUGCGACAAGCUCCGCGGUGAGAUCGCGAAGCUCCGCGAGUUGCUCGCGAAGAAGGACAGCGCCGACCCGGAGGAGAUCCGCUCAGCCACGUCCACGCUCCAACAGGCCAGUCUCAAACUAUUCGAACAGGCGUACAAGAAGAUGGCAGCAGAGCGCGAAGGUCAACAGCAAACGCAGCAAACUGAACAAAGCCAGGAGAAGAAAGAAGAGAAGAAUUAAAGUGCAAACUAGAUGGACAGGACUCCAUAGUGUACAGACAGUAAAGAUUUAAUUACGUGGCGACAUUAUUAUGACGUCACAACACCCAGAUCAUAUAACCUAUAUGUCUAAAAUGGCUACUAGAGAUAAAAUUUUGACAUGUUUCUCGAUUUAUAGUGUGCUUUUUUUUUGAGGGGGAAAAUCAUCGAAUGACUUCUCCCGUCCUGGGAGCGUCAGACUCAUACUGACUAAGAACCACCCGGUUCCUACUCCCGGUAACCCGUUAGGCCUCCCGUGGCUCAUUUAUGUAGUGCUAGCUUCUGCUAGCGUUGUCGUACGCGUUCCCGUGGUAUAAAGAGUUGCCUCUGUGUUAUUUACAUACCAUAUUCUACCCCUGUUUCUAAUUUCAACGCGAUCCCUUCAGCUGUUUCGACGUAAUUGAGUAACAAACAUACACACACAAAAUCGCAUACUUUUGCAUUUAUAAUAUUAGUAUCUGCCCGCGACUUUGUACGCGCAAUCCCGUUUUGUCCCGUCCCCGUAGGAUUCUUAGAAUUUUUUCUGUCUUAAGAACCUUCUCUUAAACUGUCAAACACCAAGCGGUCACCGGACCGCAACCUAUUGUUCUAUAAUUGUGUCUACAAAACCGGUACUCGACGAGUUAAUAAUAACAAAUACAACAAACGAAGGAUUUGUGAAAUCGGUCCUAUCACACGCGUGAUGCCGUGACCAAGGGAAAAAGGGAGUCAUUUUUAUAUAUUUAGAUAACUAGCUACCCGCCCCGGCUUCG